UUCAACCUGCCAACCCUGGAGAAGAAUUGGCCUAACAAAGAAAGCCUCUCCAGGUCCCAGACUUCUGGAGGCUGGAAGAAGAGGCUCAGAGGGCUCUGUGGUUCCUCUCUGCCCCUCCCCAAGGCUCCUCAUGACACAACCCCAGCCAGCCUGGCCCCGGGCAGCAGGAUGAGAGGGCUCCGAUGGCGGUACACCCAGCUGCCCAGCCAACCUGAAGACCCAUUGCCAGGAGAGGCCGAGGAUGAGGCUGUGACCCCAGCCAUGCCAACUGCCCAGGGCCCAGGCACGGAAGAGGCUUGGGUGCCCACCCUGGGAGAAAGCAAAGUCCUUCAAGCAGAGGAAUUCAGGCAGCUCAUCCCACACUUUCCCUGUCGGUUCACCGGCCACUCCUGGACCCUGGUUUACUGCACUGCAAGAGACGGUUUCAGCCUGAAGAGCCUGUAUCGGAGGAUGGAGGGCCAGAGUUCCCCCGUGCUACUGGCCCUCAGGGAUAGAGAUGGCCAGAUAUUUGGUGCCUUCUCCUCGACCGCCAUCCGGGUCAGCAGCUGUUUUUAUGGCACUGGAGAAACCUUCCUCUUCUCCUUCUCCCCAGAGCUGAAGGUAUUUAAGUGGACAGGAAAUAAUUCUUUCUUCGUGAAAGGAGACCUAGACUUGCUGGCAAUGGGCAGUGGCAGUGGCCAGUUUGGGCUGUGGUUGGAUGGGGACCUGAACCAUGGGGGCAGCCGCCCCUGUGCAACCUUCAACAAUGAAGUUCUGGCUAGCCGAGAAGAAUUCUUCAUACAAGAUCUGGAGGCCUGGCUGUUGAGCUGAUGUGCCCAGACCGCCAAAGCCUGCUCUGACCUUUUCACUGGGGCCUUGCUUACUAUGUCCCUCCCCAGGGUAACAGUAAAGCAUAAGGGGGCAAGUUUAAGUUGCUGGCCAGUUUCUUGGUUAACUAUAUCAACUGCAGUCCCCCACCUAUCAAAAGGCUUGUAUAUCUUGGGCAAGAAUUUUGGGGAUGGACACUAUCUUAGAAAUAUCUUCUGACUGCAAAUGAUUUUGCUUUGAAUAAACCUGGA
This is a messenger RNA of Dromiciops gliroides (monito del monte), 1058 nucleotides long. RefSeq names its product TBC/LysM-associated domain containing 2 (gene TLDC2). Lineage: Eukaryota; Metazoa; Chordata; Mammalia; Microbiotheria; Microbiotheriidae. The record is from RefSeq and is a predicted model, not a curated record. Bases 169 to 810 code for a protein of 213 amino acids. Gene Ontology annotation, biological process: response to oxidative stress. Gene Ontology annotation, cellular component: nucleus. The transcript is spliced from 7 exons.